GAAGAGGCGGGUCUAGCCCGGAAGGAAGUCCGGUGUUGAUGGCUGUGUUGUCGUACGGCCUGUAGCUAGGGUCUCGGUCCGGCCUCACGGUUGGCCCUUUCACUGGGCUGGUUCCCGGCCCAGGACCGGCCCGGCCCGUUCCGGGUGAGACUGCUGUGGUGACUGCUCGCCGCCAUGCACGACGCCUUCGAGCCGGUGCCAAUACUAGAAAAGCUGCCUCUGCAGAUCGACUGUCUGGCUGCCUGGGAGGAAUGGCUUCUUGUUGGCACCAAACAAGGACAUCUUCUUCUCUAUAGGAUCCGGAAGGACACUGGUUGCAACAGGUUUGAAGUGACACUAGAGAAAUCCAAUAAAAACUUCUCCAAAAAGAUUCAGCAGAUCCAUGUGGUUUCCCAGUUUAAGAUUCUGGUCAGCUUGUUAGAAAAUAACAUUUAUGUCCAUGACUUACUGACAUUUCAACAAAUCACUACGGUUUCAAAGGCAAAGGGAGCCUCACUGUUCACAUGUGACCUCCAGCACACAGAGACCGGUGAGGAGGUGCUGCGGAUGUGUGUGGCCGUGAAAAAGAAGCUGCAGCUCUACUUCUGGAAGGACAGGGAAUUCCAUGAAUUGCAGGGGGACUUUAGUGUACCAGAUGUGCCCAAGUCCAUGGCCUGGUGCGAAAAUUCUAUCUGUGUGGGUUUCAAGAGAGACUACUACCUAAUAAGGGUGGAUGGAAAAGGGUCCAUCAAAGAGCUCUUUCCAACAGGAAAACAGCUGGAGCCAUUAGUUGCACCUCUGGCGGAUGGAAAAGUGGCUGUGGGUCAGGAUGAUCUCACCGUGGUGCUCAAUGAGGAGGGGAUCUGCACACAGAAAUGUGCCUUGAACUGGACAGACAUACCAGUGGCCAUGGAGCACCAGCCUCCCUACAUCGUUGCAGUUUUACCUCGAUAUGUGGAGAUCCGAACAUUUGAACCAAGGCUUCUGGUCCAGAGCAUUGAAUUGCAAAGGCCCCGCUUCAUUACCUCGGGAGGAUCAAACAUUAUCUAUGUGGCCAGCAAUCAUUUUGUUUGGAGACUCAUUCCUGUCCCCAUGGCAACCCAAAUCCAACAGCUUCUCCAGGACAAGCAGUUUGAAUUGGCUCUACAACUCGCAGAAAUGAAAGAUGAUUCCGACAGCGAAAAGCAGCAACAGAUCCAUCACAUCAAGAACUUGUAUGCCUUCAACCUCUUCUGCCAGAAGCGUUUUGAUGAGUCUAUGCAGGUCUUUGCUAAGCUUGGCACAGAUCCUACCCAUGUGAUGGGCCUGUACCCGGACCUGCUGCCCACAGACUAUAGGAAGCAGCUGCAGUAUCCUAACCCGCUGCCUGUGCUCUCGGGGGCUGAAUUGGAGAAGGCACACUUAGCUCUGAUUGACUACCUGACACAGAAACGAAGCCAGUUGGUGAAGAAGCUGAAUGACUCUGAUCACCAAUCUAGCACCUCCCCGCUUAUGGAAGGCACUCCCACCAUCAAAUCCAAGAAGAAGCUGUUGCAAAUCAUUGACACCACCCUGCUCAAGUGCUACCUCCAUACAAAUGUGGCCCUGGUGGCCCCUCUGCUGCGCCUGGAGAACAACCACUGCCACAUCGAGGAGAGCGAGCACGUGCUGAAGAAGGCGCACAAGUACAGCGAGCUGAUCAUCCUCUACGAGAAGAAGGGGCUCCAUGAGAAAGCUCUGCAGGUGCUGGUGGACCAGUCCAAGAAGGCCAACUCGCCUCUGAAAGGCCACGAGAGGACAGUGCAGUAUCUGCAGCAUUUGGGCACAGAAAACCUGCAUUUGAUUUUUUCCUACUCGGUGUGGGUGCUGCGAGACUUCCCAGAGGAUGGCUUGAAGAUCUUUACCGAAGACCUCCCGGAGGUGGAGUCUCUGCCACGUGACCGAGUGCUUGGCUUCUUAGUGGAGAAUUUUAAGGGUCUGGCUAUUCCUUAUCUGGAACAUGUCAUCCACGUUUGGGAGGAGACAGGCUCUCGGUUCCACAACUGCCUGAUCCAGCUGUACUGUGAGAAGGUGCAAGGUCUGAUGAAGGAGUAUCUCCUGUCCUUCCCUGCAGGCCAAACUCCAGUUCCUGCUGGAGAGGAAGAUGGUGAGCUGGGAGAAUACCGACGGAAGCUCCUUAUGUUCUUGGAAAUUUCUGGCUACUAUGAUCCAGGCCGGCUAAUCUGUGACUUUCCUUUUGAUGGCCUCUUAGAAGAGCGCGCACUGCUGCUGGGCCGCAUGGGGAAGCACGAGCAAGCGCUCUUCAUCUACGUGCACAUCCUGAAGGACACAAAGAUGGCCGAGGAGUACUGCCACAAGCAUUACGACCAAAACAGAGAUGGCAGCAAAGACGUGUAUCUGUCCCUGCUCCGGAUGUACCUGUCACCCCCCAGUGUUCACUGCCUGGGACCAAUCAAGCUGGAACUGCUGGAGCCACAAGCCAACCUCCAGGCCGCCCUGCAGGUCCUUGAGCUGCACCAUAGCAAGCUGGACACCACCAAGGCCAUCAACCUUCUACCAGCAAACACUCAGAUUAACGAUAUACGCAUCUUUCUGGAAAAGGUCUUGGAAGAAAAUGCACAAAAAAAACGGUUCAAUCAAGUGCUCAAGAACCUUCUCCAUGCAGAAUUUCUGAGGGUCCAGGAAGAGCGGAUUUUACACCAGCAGGUGAAAUGCAUCAUCACGGAGGAGAAGGUCUGCAUGGUGUGUAAGAAGAAGAUUGGGAACAGUGCAUUUGCAAGAUACCCCAACGGAGUGGUCGUGCACUACUUCUGUUCCAAAGAGGUCAACCCGGCUGACACCUGAGCCCAGCAUGCCAGGGACUCUUCUCAUGGACAGUCGGCUAUCCCAGAGAAGGGAAGGAGCACCGGCCUUAGGAAUGGGAGGCUGCUUCCACCACCAGGUGUCUCCCCAUUUGGACACUCCUGGCUACCUUGAGCCCUGGAACAUCUCUGAGUUUAUCAGACUUGCGGUCUGGUGUUACCAGCUUUUUGAUAGAAAAAAGAGAUUAGCUAUACCUUAUAUACUAUUGUGUUGCAGGCAAUUUCGGAGAAUUUACUACCUGCUUGGACGGGAGGAGGUGGGGAAGGCCAUUGUCCUGCCUUUGCACACCAAUCACCUGAACAAGGAAAGUGUCUCAAGUGUCUGUAACCCUGAGAUUGUUUAUGCAGAGUUUUCUUUUAAGACACGUGCAGGACUUGGCGUGGAGCCCCCUGCGCGGUGGCCUGGAGCCUGGGAGGAGAGCCUUCCUAGAGCUCCUCUUGCCAUGCGGGCCGGCCCUGGCUCUCCAGGUGAUGACAGUCAUUUCUCUGUAGCCGCCAGAGCCCCUGUCCCCCGGGUUCUGCCCGCUCACCAUGUCCUGUUUCAGUCUCCGUUUCGUCCUCACUAUUGAUUUUCUUCCUUUAUCUCUCCCCUCACUGCUUCCCCCCACGCUUUGUCUCCCGUUUUCCCCACACCGGGGAUAACUAAUACUUAAGGUAAAAUGAGAAGCAAGAGGAAGUCUCAGUUUCCAGGGUACACUGACAACUGAUUGUCAGGUAUGUUGUAAACAGGUCCUCCUUGGACUGAGAGCUCUGUGCCUAGAAGCUUAGGGGAGCGUCGUCCUCCCUCCCCUGGGGCCAAGUGUGACAGUGGUUCUCAGGAUGGCCUGCACUGGGCAUAUGACCUCUUAGGCAGACACCUGUGGAGGCCCCCCUUCCUGGGUCACCCACCAGCCACCCAGGACAGGUUUGCUUGGUCUCUGUGAGCCGAGUGCUUUGUGCUUUGGCACCUUUCUCUUUGCAGCCAGUGUCGUCCGCUUACCUCACGGUUGGCCUGGCCGUCCUUCUCCAGCUUUGUUGUGCAGGGGUUGGAGGACUGCGCCGGCCUGUUGUAGGUAGGGGGUCUCUGUUACACGACCGAUCAGAUCAGGAGCUGACGGGGAUGGGAGGUCGGGCAUGCUUGUGAGGUGCCCGGGGACAGCCGAAAGCGCGCGGGAGGUGGCCGCGGCAGCCGCACACGGGUUUAUGAAGGAACUCAGCGCCAGAUCCCCGGAGCACUUGUAGGGGGCAGGGAGACACCCCCCCCCCCCCCCCCCGCCCAGGGCACUGGAGGCACACAGAAGGAGUGUCUAGCACAGCAGGCCACAGACCUACGGGGAGAGCGGCCCUGCAUCCUGUCCUCCCUGGGGUCUUGCAGACUCAGUCUUGAUGCUUCUGUGUUUUUAAUGGUGGGAAGGGUGGGCGAUGGUGCCCGGCCCUGACAGUGUUUGAGUAGCCUGGCCUUGACAGAUCUUGGUUCUUUGUAAACCACAGCACCGCGCCAUGUGGGGUCUGUGUCGUAGGCCGCCUUGUGGGUGUUGUAGACUAGGCGCCUCCCAGGCACACUGCCCAGGGAGGGUUCGGAAGUACAGAGUGCAUGCCCUCAGCAUCACACACCCAGACAGGGACUCUGCUCAGGUCUGGAAGGCAGAGCAGCGCUUCGGAAGAGCUGUGUCCCACUUGGCCAUACCAACCCACGAGAAGCCCUGCUGCCCUUGGACCUGUUUGCACCAGCUCGAAGGAGCUUCCCCUGGGAGCAGCAGUGAAGUCAUCAGGCCAGCCCUCUGUGCAGCAGGAACCCGCCCCACCCCGCCCCGCAAACCCUGUCUUCCCGGCUUUCUGUGUUUGUAUCUUCCAUUCCCACAACCUGUGUGGCACAUCUGUUUGAAGCAAUAGAAUAAAGAACGUGUGUUUUCUUCCUUCUGGAAUACAUACACGACCCAGUUUUCCCAGACUCCAUUCUUCUUCCCUAGGCUCUCUUUGCCCUCUCUGGAGGUAUGGAGAAGGCUAGAGAUGAAAGCUCUGUAAUGACUCAUGAGGAUCUCUCAUAAUAAACAUCAGAAAGCAAGAAACCAGCCUAUGUGAGUCUCUUCUCCCCCCGCCUUUCCUGUGAAGUUUGAUGGAAAUAACAGGAGAUAAUGAUUUAGCUAAGAAUUGAGAAUAAGCCAAUUAACGAUAAAGAAAAAAAGUCAGUGUGACACCUCUGUCCUGUCUGUCUCAAUCUGUGCCAUCCAGCACAGCUAGUGUGGCUGGCGGCUGAUGGUUGGACGGUGUGCGUGUAGAACAUUUCCAGCCUCACCAAGUUCUGUUGGACACCCUGGAACUCUAGCUAAUCCCGAUUGUUUUCCCCUUGCACUUCACAUAGUAGGGCCUCAUGCCUCUUCCUGCAGCUCCUAAUGACUGGGAGAGUCAUGAAAGGUGUGGACUUGGUGGGAUUGAAGGGCCCAAGGAUGUUUGAGAAAGGUU
Mirounga angustirostris (Northern elephant seal) is the source of this 5261-nucleotide messenger RNA. It is a transcript of the gene VPS39, whose product is annotated as VPS39 subunit of HOPS complex. The coding region runs from base 175 to 2802 and encodes 875 amino acids. Gene Ontology annotation, molecular function: protein binding. The record is from RefSeq and is a predicted model, not a curated record. Gene Ontology annotation, biological process: autophagy; vesicle-mediated transport; intracellular protein transport. NCBI's taxonomy places the organism in Eukaryota, Metazoa, Chordata, Mammalia, Carnivora, Phocidae. Gene Ontology annotation, cellular component: cytoplasm; membrane. The transcript is spliced from 25 exons.